Molecule: messenger RNA, 4467 nt
Organism: Ochotona curzoniae (black-lipped pika)
Lineage: Eukaryota; Metazoa; Chordata; Mammalia; Lagomorpha; Ochotonidae
Gene: MYT1L
Product: myelin transcription factor 1 like
Exons: 21
Coding region: 156-3722 (1188 amino acids)
Biological process (GO): regulation of transcription by RNA polymerase II
Cellular component (GO): nucleus
Molecular function (GO): DNA-binding transcription factor activity, RNA polymerase II-specific; RNA polymerase II cis-regulatory region sequence-specific DNA binding; zinc ion binding
Source: RefSeq, a predicted model, not a curated record
AGAUGGAGAAAUCAAGGCACAGAAAAAUUGAGUGACUUUGCCACAGUCACAAGCUGGGGAGGGCCGGGAUUAGAACCCCAAACGAGCCCCACUACCUGCAUCUGGCCGGUGGAGCUGCACUGCCUGCCUUCUCAGGAGAGAAGACUUCGUGCAAGAUGGAUGUGGAUGCCGAGGAGAAGCGCCAUCGCACACGGUCCAAAGGGGUCCGAGUUCCUGUGGAACCAGCCAUACAGGAGCUAUUCAGCUGUCCCACGCCGGGCUGUGAUGGCAGUGGCCACGUUAGUGGCAAAUAUGCAAGACACAGAAGUGUAUAUGGUUGUCCUUUGGCUAAGAAAAGAAAAACACAAGAUAAACAGCCUCAAGAACCUGCACCCAAAAGAAAACCAUUUGCAGUAAAGGCAGACAGUUCCUCAGUCGAUGAAUGUUAUGAAAGUGAUGCUACUGAGGACAUGGAUGAAAAGGAGGAAGAUGAGGAGGAAGAGUACUCAGAGGACAAUGACGAGCAAGGGGAUGAGGAAGAGGAGGACGAGGAGGUGGACAGAGAGGAAGAAGAGGAGAUUGAGGAAGAAGAAGAAGAUGAUGAUGAUGAUGAAGAUGGAGAAGAUGUAGAGGAUGAUGAUGAAGAAGAGGAUGAUGAAGAGGAGGAUGAGGAGGAAGAAGAAGAAAAUGAUGACCACCAGAUGAGCUGUCAUAGCACUCGAAUCCUGCAAGACACAGAGAAGGACGACAACAACAACGACGAGUAUGAUAAUUACGACGAGCUAGUGGCCAAGUCGCUGCUGAAUCUUGGCAAAAUCGCUGAGGACGCUGCAUACCGAGCCAGGACCGAGUCCGAGAUGAACAGCAACACCUCCAACAGCCUGGAGGACGACAGUGACAAAAACGAGAACCUGGGCCGCAAGAGUGAGCUGAGCCUGGACCUGGACAGUGAUGUCGUCCGGGAGACUGUGGACUCACUGAAGCUGCUGGCACAAGGGCACGGGGUCGUGCUUUCCGACAGCCUCCACGACAGGGGCUACAACGACAGUGUGUCCCAGCAGGACGGCCGGGGCGUGAACUACGUCAUGCUGGGGAAGCCUGUCAACAACGGGCUCACGGACAAGAUGGUGGAGGAGAGCGACGAGGAGGUGUGCCUGAGCAGCCUCGAAUGCCUGCGCAACCAGUGCUUUGACCUGGCCCGCAAGCUCAGCGAGACCAGCCCGCCCGAGAGGAGUCAGCAGUCCAGCGUGAGCACCCGGCAGCAUGCACGGCCUGAGGACGACUUCCCAGGCAGGACGCCCGAUAGGAGCUAUUCGGACAUGAUGAACCUCAUGCGGCUCGAGGAGCAACUGAGUCCCCGCUCAAGAACGUUCUCUAGCUGUGCAAAGGAGGAUGGGUGUCGUGAGCGGGACGACGACACCACCUCUGUCAACUCUGACCGGUCCGAAGAGGUAUUUGACAUGACCAAGGGCAACCUGACCCUCCUGGAGAAAGCCAUCGCCCUGGAGACGGAGCGGGCCAAGGCCAUGAGGGAGAAGAUGGCCCUGGAGGCAGGCCGGAGGGACAGCCUACGGUCAUACGAGGACCAGUCUCCACGCCAGCUCUCUGGGGAAGACAGGAAGCCCAAAUCCAGUGACAGCCACGUCAAAAAGCCAUACUAUGGUAAAGAUCCCUCAAGAACAGAAAAGAAAGAGAGCAAGUGUCCAACCCCUGGGUGCGAUGGAACCGGCCACGUCACGGGGCUCUACCCGCAUCAUCGCAGUCUGUCCGGGUGCCCGCACAAAGAUAGGGUCCCUCCGGAAAUUCUCGCCAUGCACGAAAAUGUGCUCAAGUGUCCCACUCCGGGCUGCACAGGGCGAGGGCACGUGAAUAGCAACAGGAACUCACACCGAAGCCUCUCAGGAUGCCCUAUCGCCGCUGCAGAAAAAUUGGCAAAGGCCCAGGAAAAGCACCAGAGCUGUGACGUUUCCAAGUCCAACCAGGCCUCUGACCGAGUUCUAAGGCCCAUGUGCUUUGUAAAGCAACUGGAGAUCCCCCAGUAUGGCUACAGAAACAACGUCCCCACAACCACACCGCGCUCCAACCUGGCCAAGGAGCUGGAGAAAUACUCCAAGACAUCGUUUGAGUACGGCGGUUACGACAGCCAUGCUUACGGCAAGAGAGCCAUAGCUCCCAAGGUGCAAACCAGGGAUUUGUCCCCCAAAGGAUAUGACGAUGCCAAGCGCUACUGCAAGAACCCCAGCCCCAGCCCCAGCAGCAGCAGUAGCUACGCGCCCAGCAGCGGCAGCCUGAGCUGUGGUGGCGGCAGCAGCGCCAGCAGCACAUGCAGCAAGAGCAGCUUCGACUACACGCACGACAUGGAGGCAGCGCACAUGGCAGCCACAGCCAUCCUCAACCUGUCCACGCGCUGCCGUGAAAUGCCGCAGAACCUGUCCACUAAACCUCAGGACCUGUGCGCCACGCGGAAUCCUGAUGUAGAGGUGGAUGAGAAUGGGACCCUGGACCUCAGCAUGAACAAGCAGAGGCCGCGGGACGGCUGCUGCCCCAUCCUGACCCCCCUGGAGCCCAUGUCGCCUCAGCAGCAGGCGGUGAUGGGCACACGCUGCUUCCCGCUGAGCGAGGGUGACUGCUGGGACCUGCCUGUGGACUACACCAAAAUGAAGCCUCGAAGGAUAGACGAAGAGGAUUCCAAAGAGAUCACCCCGGAAGACUUGGACCCAUUCCAGGAGGCUCUGGAGGAGAGGAGGUAUCCCGGGGAGGUGACCAUCCCGAGUCCCAAGCCCAAGUUCCCCCAGUGCAAGGAGAGCAAAAAGGACUUGAUAACUCUGUCCGGAUGCCCCCUGGCGGACAAAAGCAUCCGAAGCAUGCUGGCCACCAGUUCACAAGAACUCAAGUGUCCCACCCCUGGCUGUGACGGUUCUGGACAUAUCACUGGCAACUACGCUUCUCACCGAAGCCUUUCAGGGUGCCCCCGAGCCAAGAAGAGUGGCAUCCGGGUGGCGCAGAGCAAAGAGGACAAGGAGGACCAGGAACCCAUCAGGUGUCCAGUGCCCGGCUGCGACGGGCAGGGCCACAUCACCGGGAAGUAUGCCUCCCACCGCAGCGCCUCGGGGUGCCCUCUGGCCGCCAAGAGACAGAAGGACGGGUACCUCAACGGCUCGCAGUUCUCCUGGAAGUCUGUCAAGACGGAAGGCAUGUCCUGCCCCACGCCGGGCUGUGACGGCUCUGGCCAUGUCAGCGGCAGCUUCCUCACACACCGCAGCUUGUCAGGAUGCCCGCGAGCCACGUCCGCCAUGAAGAAGGCAAAGCUGUCAGGAGAGCAGAUGCUGACCAUCAAGCAGCGGGCCAGCAACGGAAUAGAGAACGAUGAAGAAAUCAAGCAGCUUGAUGAAGAGAUUAAGGAGCUGAAUGAGUCCAAUUCCCAAAUGGAGGCUGACAUGAUCAAGCUUAGGACUCAGAUCACCACCAUGGAGAGCAACCUCAAGAGCAUCGAGGAGGAGAACAAGGUGAUUGAGCAGCAGAAUGAGUCCCUCCUGCACGAGCUGGCCAACCUCAGCCAGUCCCUGAUCCACAGCCUGGCCAACAUCCAGCUGCCCCACAUGGAUCCAAUCAAUGAACAAAAUUUUGAUGCUUACGUGACUACUUUGACGGAAAUGUAUACAAAUCAAGACCGUUAUCAGAGUCCAGAAAAUAAAGCCCUACUGGAAAAUAUAAAGCAGGCUGUGAGAGGAAUUCAGGUGUGAACAGCUGCUCUAGAGCAAAGGAUGCCUCUUGUUUUGCUGCUGUAACUUACCAGAAAGCGUUCUAUAUCCAUUCCUGUCUGAACCAGUGUGAUGCUUACGAGACUUCAUAAUGGUUUCACGUCUUGCUUUAAGGAUAGUACCUGCAGACUAGUUUUGGAAUACAUUCACAUUUUGUACGUUUUCAUAUAAGCUGACAUAGUGUGAUAUGCCAUGUAAUGUUUAUAGCUGCUAUUGUAUGCACAUUUGGGGGUAUAUAUAUUUCUGAAGAGGUAAGCGGAUCAAAAUAAAUAGAGUGUAAAUUCUUUUUAAUGCUUUAGUGAGUAAAUGUUUUAGUAUUUUGAACUGAAAUGGACAAAAAGGAAAAAAAUGAAAAAAAUACCCACACCCACAGCUGUGGAUGAUCAGGCGUGGCCCCUGUGGCCACGAGUUAAACACUAUCAUUUUGCCUCAUGUUGGAGGACUUUUAUGGAACUUAAGAAAUACAUUUUGUGUGCAUAUUGUUUCAUAGCAGGAAUUGGUUGCAAAAAAUGCUUUAUUUUUGAACAAUGCCUGGAAAUAUUAUGUGAUGUUUUUGUUUGUUUGUUUUAGGAGGAUGGUGUAUGGUGGGGGCAGUAAGUGAGGUUUUUUGCAUUCCAAGGAAAUGGCAUGUGGAUUAACUGUAAGACAUGAAAUAAGUAAUUUAUUGUAAGACAACAUCAAGCCAUGGAAACUUGGCGGAAGACUCAAAGCAGCUCCAACAGCACUU